GUCGAAACAUAUUAACGUUUGGUAUACUGCAGAAUUCUGUUUGGUCUACUUUGCAGCCAGUUCAUCGUUCGACACUUGAACAUCUUUUCUAAGAAUCUCUUUACCUUCAUCCCCGCGCCUUCAGUCAUUCAUUAGACAAGUGCCCGCCAACCAUAGAUAAUUAACGCCGAGGGCGUAUUCAUCCAGGGACACACUCUACCUACAACUCUCACAACAGAUGGGGGUUGAAGCAAGUCGCCCUCCGGCUACUACUCCCAUCGGCACUUCAGAAAAGCCAGCGACUGAGGUCGUAAACACCGCUCAUGCUCCGUGUGCAACCGCCGUGUCCGCUGUGAGCGCAGGUGCCACUAGCGAGUUCACGCCCGGUCAUAUUAAAGCAACUUCCAGGGCCGAUGCGACUGCGUCUAGGAACAAGGCGAUCGUGCAUGAAGACAAAGCUAUGGUUAUUGUGCCUAUGCCGGACAAUGUUCCGCUUGAUGCGUCCUGCGCGGCGGAUGCCACCGCAGCUACUAGCAUAGAGACACUCGGCCUUGAUUACGCAUCAGUGACCCGCCAAGAGACAAAAUGCAACCAAGACUUUUAUAUCCCGGACCUUGUACUACAAGGACCUCCGUGUACACCGGAGAAUGAACCUGUCAUUUCCAGAGGCUCCGGCGCAUCAGAGAAUAUUAUUCUACUGCCGUUAAUCGAAAGAAAAUUACCUGUCAUACUUAAAGAAGAAGAUGUGCCUGUCAAACACCCGGCCAAUAAUUCCCUAGACUCGAUUUCAUCUGCAAUCAUUCCCGAGUCAUUUGAAACAUCAGAAUCACCGUGUCUUGGUCACGUACAACAGCCAUCCUCUAAUACCACUCAGCGACUUAUCACCACCGCAUCCAUAGAAAUCAGUUCGUCUCCUUGCAAGAACAGCAUUAUCACACCCGAUAUAGCAUCUACAAAUGUCAUUCCUUCCGUCUUUGAAUCCGCCACUAAGUACAAUAUGGAGAAUACCAGCAGGACCUAUACAACUACGCCUAUCAAGACCAAAGGUACAGCAGUGCCUGUUGCGGUUACAUAUGCGGACGCCACAAACUUAGCCGCACAAUAUCCAGACCUAGCCUCUCAGAUCCUUGUUUCACCACUGCGGGAGCACACCGCAUGUCAGGAAAUUACCCUGACAUCCGAACAGAAUUUGAUCAAGGAGGACCCGCCAAGCAAGCGUAGGCCUCGUCGACAUCGCAGGCACAGGAGUAAACGUUCUCGGGAAAAUCAAGAAGAAUCGCAGCAACAAAGUCGAGGAUCCUUGUGGACCCCGGGACCUGAUUCUUCUCCAUCCCGCCACAAGGAUCCCAGUUCCGCUUCUGGGUUGGUCGAUCUGAAAGGGACCUCCGGAUUUCAUUCCGCGCAUGAUUCUCGGCAGCCGGAUUGGUUGGUCGAUUCUGCGCUGCCUACGCCAACUCCAUCUGUAGAACGUGCCCCGUCACUCCAGACGAAUCGGCAUACAGCUCCAGUGCCACCACAAGAAAGAACGCGCAACUACCAACAAGAAAGUGAUGACACGAACUGGGGCGCUCCCGCAACUGAAAUUCAGGCUUCGAUUUCACCUCCUAUGAGAUUUGCAACGCCGAAACGAGCUCAUAUUCAAGAACAGCACAGCGCUAUGCCUUUACAGAGCGAAGAGCGUGGUGGUACUACCAAGGCUACGAAUCUGGCGACUGCUUCUAUCGGGCGACGUUCGAGUAAUGCGGAGAUGUUGCUCACGGAGCUGUUUCGCAAGGCGAUGGAGACAAGCAGCCCGUCUGUGACAAAGUUUCGCCACCCCGAGCAUAGUCCUCUUAGGAAAUCUCAAGCUGAAGGACCGGAUCCUAUCAAGGCACUCGUAGCAGAGACUGCAUGCUCGGUGAAUCAGGUGGAGAAGAUCAUGGAAAGAGACUCCCCUCGGGUCAAAUUGCCAGCUCCAUCGACGCCUCCGAUGAAGACUUCUCCCAAUCCUACACACAAGUCCCCAACAGCUUGGAUGGAAGAAGACUACACUAUACGCCAAAGUUUUACACCCCCAAGCGUGCGGACACACGACCACACUUUAAGCCAGAGUUACUUGCCCCCAGCAGCACGGACGACGGAAGACCACGCUAUACCGCAGAACUACAAGCCUCCUCACCAGCGCCUUAACGAGAGCAAGAUAACUACGCAGAAGCCGCACAUUAACCACACUUCCUCGCUGAAUAGGCAUUCGAACCCUUGCACGCCGCCUUCUCCGCGCGCGAUUGAGUUGAUAGAAAGAAGGGAACGCAUUCGUCAUUUAGAACGACUUCUUUCAAGGGAGCGCGAUCUGCCGAUCAGCAUCACCGGGCUUGCUGUGCCGUCACCCAAACCGACGCAGAUGUUACAGCCCAUCGGACCGUGGCGGGCUUCUGACGAAAAGGCGUUCCAUGAGGGCGGCGCGAACGAUGCCGGUACCGGCAGUAAUCAGUCUUUAGAUCUCGUGCGCGUAAUGCAGGCGAUGGGCCUGGGCAUUUCUUCGAGGAAGGAUACUUUGGCUUCGCUCAGGAAUGGCAACCCAUCUGACAUACGAAGGCAGCCAGGUACUAUGACGAUGGAGGACGGCAUCAUGCGGAAUGACUUUACACGCGCGGUCCGUUCACAUGGCUUGAGGUCGCCUCGCGGAGGCGGAGGAUAUAGAGUGUGAGUACGGGGACUUGAACGUUCCAGUUACAGGGUGGACGCGCUAUAGAUAGAUGAAGGUCCUGGCCUGGAUUAAUAGCGAGGGAAUAUUUGGUUGACAGUGAGAAGAGAUGAAUGAUCAAUUGAUCAAUAUGAUGAGGUGGACUAAAGUUGUCACGUGCGUGUGUGAACUGCAACCUUGUUUGAGUCUAUUUUCGGAGAUUAAGUAUAUUCAAAUUUAGAAAUGAAGUAUUGC
This is a messenger RNA of Suillus bovinus, 2896 nucleotides long. RefSeq lists its product as uncharacterized. Lineage: Eukaryota; Fungi; Basidiomycota; Agaricomycetes; Boletales; Suillaceae. The record is from RefSeq and is a predicted model, not a curated record. Bases 218 to 2665 code for a protein of 815 amino acids. The transcript has 11 exons.